AGCAAAUCAGCUCCUCGGAGCUCUCCUCGAUCUGUUCGCUCCAUACUGGUAGUCCUCACUCUUGCACUCUUGUAGGCUGGUGCUCUACACUGUACAGUACUGUGCUAAUGAAGUCAGCUUGAGCUCCUCAUCGAUCAUCUGAAUCAGUCCCUCAUUUUCUCCCGGAUUCCUUUACGAAAGAGUGGAGAUGUCACAAUCUACACUGGGUACGGAAGGUGAUGAUGAUUCCACCAUAGCCUAUUAUUAUGUUCCUGUAAUUGUGCUGGGGACAAUCACAUCAACUCUAUCCAUAUUAGGCUCUGGCUGCAUUGUUUACAUGUCUUCCAGACCCAACCAAUUGAAGCAUAUCAAACAACGGCUGCUUCUGGCUCUCAGCAUCUCAGAUAUGGUGUCAUCUGCUUUCUGGAUGUUGAUGCCAUAUUUGGCUCCCAAGUGGGUUGGGACUCCUGGAGCAGUGGGGAAUCAUGCCUCCUGCACAACAGGUGGCUUCUUCAUCUUGGUAUUCAUCAAGGUGUCAUCGUUCUACAAUGCUUAUCUGAGCAUCUAUUUCCUCUUGAUUGUCUGCCGAAAUUGGAAGGAGCAUGACUUUCGGAAACCGUUGGAAAUUGGGGCACAUGUGCUCGCCACAACGUUGCCAUUGGCUGUUGACAUUUCAGCUGCAGCAACUCAAUCCAUCAAUCCAACUCCUUUUUUUGCAAACUUAUGUAUGUAUGGCCCUUAUCCUCUUGGAUGUGUCGAGGAAGAUGAAUGCGAGAGGUCAUCCAAGGCUACAUCGCUCAUCUUUGUGGCAGCUUCCGUUCCACUCUUUUGGAUCUGGACCAUUGUGGGGCUCAUCUGUACUGCCAUUGUAUGGCGGACUGCACGAAAGACAUUUCGACGAAACAGUCAAUACAAUUUUGAACAAUCCAUUCGACAUUCCAUUGGACAAUCCAUUCGACAAUCUAGCAGCCGGACCAGUAUUGCCAGGAGUUCUGAAAGCAACAAUGAUAAAAUGGUCCGAGAAAUGGGGACUCAGGCAGCACUUUAUGAAAUGGCAUAUUUGAAUUCUUGUAUCUGGCCAUUGCUUAUGAUGAUCUUAUUUGGAUCCAUUUCAGAUGCGGAGCUUGCAGAGAGGAACUUGCAGCCAGGUUUCUACAUUUUGAAAUUAUUGACCAUGCUUUUCUAUCCUUCUCAGGGUGCUUGGAAUUUCUUUGUCUACACACGACCAAGAGUCAUUCACUGGAAAAAGGCACAGCCAGAAUACUCUACACUACAAAUCUACAGGGCAGUCCUCUCCGGCAAGGCACCGCCUAGGAGCCGAUCAGGGAGAUUUUCAAAUACUGGUGACCAGACUGUUGAUCCUUGUCAACCUACGAAUCGAAAUGGGGAAGAGACGACGGCAGAAGAUGACGAAAAGACCAAUAGAGUAGUGGAGACUCGCUCGACAAUCUGCUCCCAUUGAUUGACACUCCUGUGAAAUGGAGGGUCGGCAACAGUCGGAAGGUCCUCUCCGUUUGGUCUAGCUAGCAUGACAUGCAGCAUGGCGGCAGUGCGUCCAUCGGUUUUGCAUGCUUGAAGAGGACUCGUUGGAUAACUUGGGCUAUCGAAUCAAAUCGACAAUCAGCUCGGGCUCCCGCUUGGAUUCUCCCAAUCAAGGGUGGGCUUGGAAUUUCCGAAAGAAGCCAGUGAGCAUUCUCGGAGAAGGAGCAUUCUCAGAGAAGGAGCGCAGAGUCUACUGCAGCAACUGUCACAGCAGUCUUCACUUCACGAUGGGGGAGAGGCAAGCGAGCAUGAAAGUUAUUUCUGUGGCAUUCCGUAGACUAGAAUGUUAUCUACCGUAUGCACGAUCAGAAGGGCCCACAGUUGAGUUGUCAACCUUGUUCUCAUGAGCAGAACACGUCGUAGCGAACAACAGGGGGCGGGACAAGCAUGCUUCAGCAAUCCUUCCUUGCUUUCAGGAGCUCCUGUGGAUCCUUGGAAGAGAACGGUAGAUGCCGUCAGAGAGGCUUGGCUCUGACGGCUUGGUGGCAGCCCGUCGUAAAAGCUUGAGCUCUUGCUCCUAAUAAAUAAGACACCUUCAUCACGAUCCC
This is a messenger RNA of Seminavis robusta, 2069 nucleotides long. NCBI's taxonomy places the organism in Eukaryota, Bacillariophyta, Bacillariophyceae, Naviculales, Naviculaceae. The record is from the annotation of a GenBank genome assembly.